AUGGGGGGGCCCAAGCGGCAGAGUGGAGCGCCCGGUGCCGCCAUGAGGGUGCUAGUGGGAGGCGGAACUGGGUUCGUGGGCACUGCCCUGACGCAGCUGCUGCGGAGCCGCGGGCAUGAGGUGACUCACAUCUCUCGGCGACGGGGCAGGGACCGCAUCAGCUGGGAAGAGCUGUCCCGCUCUGGACUGCCCCUGUGUGAUGCUGUGGUGAAUUUAGCUGGUGAAAACGUCCUCAACCCUUUCCGCAGAUGGAAUGAUGCCUUCUGCAAGGAAAUCAUCAGCAGCCGGGUUGAGACCACCAAGACCUUGGCCAAAGCCAUUUCUGAUGCUGAACAGCCACCCCGUGCUUGGGUCCUCGUCACUGGCGUAGGCUAUUAUCACCCCAGCCUCACAGCUGAGUACACUGAGGACAGUCCUGGGGGAGAUUUUGACUUCUUCUCACGCCUGGUGAGCUCCUGGGAGGCUGCAGCUGUCAUCCCUGGGAGCCCAGCUCGUGGUGUUGUGGUGAGAUCUGGGGUAGUGCUGGGCCGAGGUGGUGGUGCAAUCUCUCAGAUGCUCUGGCCUUUCCGUCUGGGCCUAGGAGGCCCCAUGGGCUCUGGGCUCCAGCCCUUCCCAUGGAUCCACGUUCAGGACCUGGCCGGGAUUGUUUCUCAUGCCCUGGAGAGUGAGUGCCUGCGAGGUGUCCUCAACGGCGUCUCCCCAGCCGCCCCUGCCACCACCAAUGGCAGCUUUGCUCAGGAGCUUGCUGCAGCUCUGGGCCGCCCAGCCCUGCUGCCAGUGCCGGCCUGGGCAGUGCGGGCUGCCUUUGGGGCAGAGCGUGCCCUGCUGCUGCUGGAGGGGCAGCGGGUGGUGCCCAGGCGCACCCUAGAGAGCGGCUACCGCUUCAUCUUCCCUGACCUGGCUGCAGCUCUGAAGGACAUCGUGGCUUGAGGCCUCCUUUUGCGGGAGAGGGUGGCCCUGCCCCAUCUGACAGUGGGGGCAAGCAGUCUGAGCAGCCUUCCCCUUGCUAUCUCCCUUUACACAUCCCCAGUUCAGGAGUCCAUCUCUUAUGGCCAUCUGUAGUCUCCACAUGCGUGCUUCUGGGGAAGGGCACAAGCACCUCACAAGGUUGUGAUUGCUAAAUCUGCCACCUUCCCUCUUUGCAUGGGUGGGACUGGUGCCUUUGGACUGUCUGCUGAGGCUUUAGGUAGGUGUUGACUACAUCUGAGCUUGUGCUGGGGAGAAACUACGUAGUCCAUUGUGGUGUGAAGAAGUGCAAGACACCACUUAGGUCUGGAGGGACCCCUUCAGCUUUUGCCUUGGUUGUAGUUCCCUAAUCCCAGGCAGGGUGUUACAGAGGCCAGCAGGGUGUUAGAGGUCAGCAGGCUGACCUGUGCUGGGUUACAGGCCCAGUUCAGUGUGGAGCAGUGCAGUGGGGACAGGCAACUGUUUCAUCUGGAGUUAUUCCAGCCAGCUUCUUAGAGCCUGGGGUUUCAGUCUGCUCCCCAAGAUGAUGUGGGCUAUAGAAUCCCUCUGUCAGGCUUGCUGAUUAGUAGCUCAGUUUGCUUGUGGAGCUGUGUGUACCUGAAUGAUUGCAACAGCUGUGGGUUGUGAUAGGAAAGCAAGACAAAUACUGCUGGAGAAGCACUGGCAGCCCAUGGCUCUUCUGGAAGGGGACUGCAAAUCCAUGGGAGCUCACCACUCAGCAGAGGUCUCAGGGCUGUCUGCCUAACUGGAUGUGUAACUCAGGAUUUUGAGAGGUUGCCUCUGUGUGACAUUUGGCUCAGGAUCCCUCUUGUCUGACCACUGGCCUGCCUGGUACCCAAGGUCUCUGCCCAAGCUGAAGGACACAGCUGCUGCUUUCCUGUUUCCUGAAGCACUUACCAGAGACACACACAGCUGCCAGAUGACACAGACUGCCCCAGGCAAGACCCUGCUGUCAGCAGCACACACACAUGGGACUCCAGUACAGGAGCACAGCCAGCUGGGUCCCUUCCCACUCGGUGCCAGCACAGGUCAAGGCUGCUUGCUUCUUUAGUAUGACUUCAGAAGCUGGCAGGAAAUCCCCUGGCUGGUUGCCCUGUAGCUGGCACUUCAUCCCUGCAGCACAUGUGCAUGGGAGGAGAGACUGCACGGAGCUAUGGAAGAGUUUAAGGAGACAGGCUGUGAUGAUCAAGUGUGGAGUUCAGCUGGAGCAGCACUGACUGGCAGGCGCUUGCCAUCCACCAGCCUCCUCUGUAUCCCUUUUUUGCCAUCUUUGCUACUUGCAGCUUCCCUGCUCUUGCACAUUUCCUCAGCAGGCCACAGUCUUGCCAGCUCCAGCACCCUGGACACUCGUUUGCACCUUUACCAGCUGCAAAGUCCUGGUUGCCAGCAGCUCCUUGAGAGCUGAUCAGUAACUGAUGCUGUCUGUCUCUGGGUGUUGGCAGUGCUAAUGGGCCAGGAUUUACGAUUCUGUGUUUGCCUCCCUCCCUUUCCUUAACUUCCCAACUGUAAAAAUAAAUGUUCUGAGU
Indicator indicator is the source of this 2492-nucleotide messenger RNA. RefSeq names its product short chain dehydrogenase/reductase family 39U member 1 (gene SDR39U1). The transcript has 7 exons. Lineage: Eukaryota; Metazoa; Chordata; Aves; Piciformes; Indicatoridae. Bases 1 to 930 code for a protein of 309 amino acids. The record is from RefSeq and is a predicted model, not a curated record.